UGUAUUAUAUUCGACAUGCAAAUCAGUUAAACUUUUGUGCUAUUUAAUGUACUCUAUAUUUUUAUUAACUAAGUACUUUUAAACUACGAAUUUACAAAAUAAUAAUAUAUAUAUAUUAAUUACACUCAAUAUGAAUAAAGAUGACACACUCUCUUCCUGUCUACAGGAGAGCCUUGUUGUUGUUCCAGAUUCUACAGUGAGCUCUACUCGUCGAAAUUUAAAAGAAACCGUUCCAAAAACUUUACAUGAAAUUGGUUUUCGUAACUCAAUUCCUAAUUGGAGCGAGACUUUAAAACAUCGUGAUUUUGAUACUUAUGAUAAAUUAUCAACUGUUUUUAAAGAUACAUCCAAUGGUGAUGUCAAUAUCAAAAUAGGAAACUGUGCAUUCAAAUGUCACAAAAUGAUUCUCAGAGCUUAUUCUAAUUUCUUUAAGGAUCGCCCUAGUGUUACAACUCUGGAGUUGCCAGAUGAUAUCAUAAGUCCUGGAGCUUUUCAGGUGUUAUACUACUGGAUGGUUGAUAAAAGCAGAAAGAUUGAAUGUGAUGGAGUUAUGGAAGUAAUAAAAGCAGCAAUAUACUUCGAAGUUCCAUUAUUGAUAGAGACCUGUUGGAAAAUUUUUAGCAAUGAGGAAUAUUUUACCGAAGACGUAGCUUUUUUUGCAUUCUUUCAAGCACGCUCUUACGACUUUCCGGAGCUUAAAGAAGUUAUGCUAAAACGUGUACGUAAAUUUUAUCUGCAUUUAACAUGCACUGCAGAGUUCCUCUUUUUAACUGUUGAAGAAUUGAAAUUUUUAAUCUCAUCCAAUUACAUUGAGGUAAAUAUGGAAAGUGAAGUUUUCUUUUCCGUUGUACGUUGGCUGGAUCACUGUUGGGAAGAACGGAGUAUUUAUUUAGUAUCAUUAAUGCAAUGUGUACGCUUUACUAUAAUGCCACCAUCAUUUUUGUUGUAUUUAUCCCGUGGUGGUGAUUGCGAAGAAGUCCGAAAAAUUGUCCAAAAUGAAGAUGUUGACGUAAUAAUAAAACGUGCCUUAGAGUUUUUUGCAGCUACAGAAUCAUGCCCAGUUUCGGAAUUACGUCUGUUAUUAGUACAUUUAAAUUUACCUUACAGACCACGUAAUUGGAUUUUUGACCCGCUUUGUAAUUAUCAUCACAGAAGCGACUGUACUAAAAAAAAAGAAUUAACAUAUUGUACUUAUCUAAGUUAUUUAGAAAGAUUACAAAACGCUUCACCAAACUAUUGGAAUACGUAUAUUGAUGCCAAUGAUCCAAGAGCUCGAUGUUGUUAUAAGAAAAAACACCAUAACAGUGAAAAUGAAACAACCACUUCUACUAACAUAAACUGGUCGGAUUUGAAUUCAGACAAUGAUGAUUUCACUACAAUGGCUACAUCAAGUACAGAUGGUACAUCUGGAAAAACUGGAACAAGCGCUUUAAGAAAUGAUCGUAAACUUAAUCGUUCUAAUAGUCUGUCUAAUGAGCAGUCUUCCUCGAGCUCUUCGAAAUCUUCUACCAAAUGUCGUGGUAGACGAUAUCAUUAAUCAGUUCUUGAUUGUGAAGGAAUAUGUUGAAUUUGAGAGGGCGACUUAUAUUAAUUUUUUUUAUAUUUUAGCUAUAGAAUUGUAUUAAUGGAAACAAAAUGGAGAUGUUAUUUUUAACGAAUAUUUUUUUAAUAAAACGACAACACAAUGCAGCUCCUGCUAUGUGCAGAUACAUAGAUGACUUAUAACCUUUGAACGAUGCGGAAGAAUCUUUAAUAACUUGAUUUUUUGUUAUAAAUCAAAUAUUAUUUAUUUUAAAAUUUGGCUUAUGUAAUCCAUUAUCAAUCUAAGAUGCGAAAUUUAGUAAAAAAAGCUGAUAUUGAAGGUUUUAAAUAAAAGUAAAGCUCUUAAAAUAUCCAUGUUAAGCGUUUCUGUUAUGUUGAUUAAGAGCACUAUUAAUAAUAAGCGUCAAAUAAGUGUCGCUGACUAAUUUCUCCAGAUGUGACUUACAGAGACCAGUGGCAAAAAUGUAUAUUGACAUCAAUGUGGUAGCUUAUAGACAAAAAUUUUAUCGUGCCAAAUACUGGGGAAUAAUUAACUGGAUAUAUUUUUGUUUUGCUGUGAUAUUUUUGAAAGCUUAAACAACUGUUAUAAAUACAUUUUACGUGUAUGAAUUCUUCUGAAGUAAUAAUAUGUUUAAUAAUAGUACCAUUAUGAUUCUGGCAACCAAUAACAUAGUCGCAAAACUAUGUUUAUUCUAUUUAUACUGAUAUCAAAUAACUAUUUCAAUCUUA
Molecule: messenger RNA, 2271 nt
Organism: Teleopsis dalmanni
Lineage: Eukaryota; Metazoa; Arthropoda; Insecta; Diptera; Diopsidae
Exons: 4
Coding region: 131-1537 (468 amino acids)
Molecular function (GO): protein binding
Source: RefSeq, a predicted model, not a curated record